UGAACAAAAUGCGAGGCAAACUUCAUUCUCAUCUGAAACUGCAAAAUUCUGCUUUCUGUGUUUGCAAAUAAAGAGCUCACAAAGAGCUGUCGUGUUAAUACUUAGUCUGGGAUAUCAACCCAUACCACAUCUCGUAGAAAGCACAGGCCUUUGGCAACUAGCACAGAGAUUGCUCGUGCAAGAUCACGGGCUGCUUGAGCGUGUCUCAUCAUGGACUCGCUGCUGCUGGAAACUGCCCUUCCUUCCUGAGCCAGUCCUGACCUUUGUCCUGGCUGCUGCUCUUGUUUCUGUGGAACAACAGUGGAUGCUGUUGUGAAGCUUUGAGCCCCGGGCACUCUACAUCUGCCUGCUCUCAGUCUCCCCACUUAAAUUCUCUGCUCUGCCCUUUCCCAAAGAGGGGAAGAGAAGAGUCAGGAGUGAUAGUAUUCGAACAAACGGGAUGUGCAGUCCCUGAAAAGCAGCUUCCUCCCAUGAGUCCAAGGUGUUGGAAUAGUGCUGCCUGUUGCUAACAGGCAUGUUGUGAAAGCAUUCACUGGUAUUCCUGUCUCUGCUUUGCAGGGAUGAUAAGGUACAUAUGAAACUGUGUUCUCUGGCACUUGUCAUCUUUCUAUUCCAUGUGGAUGAAGGCCCUAGAUCAGGGUCAGGACUCACCAAAAUCUGUUUCUACUUUGACUCCUCCAUGGCAAUGCUACUUGUUGGCUAGUUUGCAAGCAUGGCGAUACAGUGUACUUCCCCAGGCUUUGCCCUCAUGAGUGGUACGAAAAUAAGGUGGUUGGUUUGGGGUUUUUUUCACCAGCUAGUUAUAAUCCUUUCCCCACUGUUGAGCAAUGCUCUCUUUCUUCUCAAACCUGAUGCAUCUCUCUGUGGACAAAUAUGGUAUAUCUCUUUGCCAGGAAAAUAUGAGGCAUCUCUUUGCUGACAAAUAUGGUGCGGAUCUUUAUCAGAGGCUCCUUAAGUGCGUAAUAAAAUGACCCAGUGUACACACGCAGGUCACCUGCACCAGUUACCUUCUCUGCAUACUGAUUCAUCGGUUGAGGGCUUUUUAUGGUGCUUGCUUAGAAACAGGGAGAGCCGAAGCGUGAUAAACUCAUAAACCCUGCCAGGCCGAUGCUUCAGUACAGGAUGUGUUGCUGCUCUGUUUUUUUAAUGGCAUUUGAGUCAUUCAGACUCACUGAUAUUUUCUUUACGUUAACGUUUCUUCCUGACAUCAAUCCAGUUGACUGAUACAGCGGUGUGUGGGACUAGGUAUGUGCAUUAUUAGACCUUGAAAACCUACGGUAGUUUUCCAGAAAUUGUCUUUUAUUUCCUUGAAGCUUCUGUGAGUUACUAUCCAGAACUAGGCUUUCAUGCUGUCACUUCUCUGCUCCCAGCUGAUAUAAAGAGGUUGGGUCAUGUGUGGUUAUUACAGGAUUUUUAUUAAUCUCUGGCUUCCAGCUAUUGUGGUUUUUUUUUCUCAGUUAGAUUAGCUGAAAUGUACUCUCCUGUUGGCUUUCAGCUAACUGGACCAUUGUUAGGUGUAAGAGACGUGUGUACAUACCAAGGCAGCUGGAACUGGAGAAGACUUCAGGGGCUGUACCAAAAUAUAAGCCUAGAAAGCAACAAAGGAUAAUCUCAUGUUUGUAGCUGGGGCUUGUUUUCCACCCCACCAUGCUUGCAGGGAGAUCUGCUCUGCCAUCUCAGCCUGUUAGGCUCCAUACUUUGGUUUGUGUGAAUUCAGACCAAAGAAACACUGUCUAAAUGUCCAAGAGCUUCCUAUUUAUCUGCAGUCUUCUGACUGUGAAAGGCAGAAGCAUGUCUUGUUCUCUUCAACUCCCCCAAUGCAUUUAGUUCCAAUCUGGGGACCCUGUCACAAGGACAGAAUCCAUAACUCAUUAAUCUUUAUGUCUCUCUGCACAGAGUGUUUGGAAAGGGGUUGAUCCAUCCUAAAUUGUGUUUUUUUAAAACUUUUGACCCUCUGAUUUAAUUAGUCUACCCAAAUUAAUUAUUAGAAAGGAGCCCCAACGUAAUAUCCUGACUCCUUUCUCUACAUGUGUGACUUUGAGCUGAAGCCUUUACUGAGCAGGAUAAAAUGUUUUGGCCAUAUGUGGCCAUAGUGCAGCUCUGGUUUUUGACCCUGUGUCAGAUCAUGGAGUCUCUGGGAUGAGAUCCUCCCUCCCAAAGACAGCACUUUCCCGGGAGCAUGCAGAAGCACUGUGUUUCACUUUAGGACAGGAAGGGACACCAGCUCACUGAGUGCCCUUUCUCUCCCUUGCCUGUGGUACAGUGAGAUUAUGGAGCUACCUUAAAUAAGCUCAGGCUAUGACUCUUAUCUUGGCCUUUGCAAACUAGCAGAAAGUUGAAGUGAUGACAGCAGAUAAGGGUGUUCACUUUUGAAGCUCAUUGGCUGGUUCUCUGAACUUUUUUUUUCCUCUGAGAGACAGUCAUUCAGAGGUACAGCUGGCACAGACCGAUUGUUAUAUCCCGCGGAGACCACGGAGGGGACACGAGGGGCUGGGGUCCAGAAGUGCAGAUCUUCUGUCACCAGCUGGCUCAGCCGUGUCACUUGCCUGGGGAUGAGACCUGUGUAAUAUCGUCGGCUGGGAGGAACGUUGCCCCGUGUUUUCCUUGACCUUUCUUCACCUUGAAGGAGCACAAAAUGGAUCAGGGUUGUUAACUGCCCACCUCCUCGGCCUUGGGACAGUGAGAAAAGUUCAGCAGCGGUUACGGUGGGAGAGUGAGGGGACUGAGGCUGGGUCAAGCAGGCUUACAUAUUAAACCACCGUAUCAAACGCAAGCCGCGGUCUGACAAGAAAUGUAACCCGAGGAGAAAGGACACCAGUGCGUUUCAGCAGGCUGAGGGAUUCUUGCAUGACCUGUCACUCUUUCAGUGCCGUAGCCUGAGCAGGUCUUACUGGUUUUUGCCGAAGUGGUGGGAGCUGAAUGGGGUGUGGGCUCAUUUCUAUUCGUCCUCAGACAUCUCUACAAUCUUCUCUUCUCUUUUUUAAUUCCCCCCUGGAUAUAAAUCAGAGAAAUUGUGUCCAUCAAGUUUGCUGCCACCUGAGCUCAACCCAGCUGAAUCAGUUUUGGAGGAUACCCUUGCUACAAUCCUCUGGACGAGCUCCUAAGAGAAGAAGAAGCUAAAGCAAUUUGGCAUCGUCGCUGUAGUUUGAGGAAAAACAUUUCUUCCGACUUUGGAGAGAGCUACAAGAAGGAUCUGUGUGAUGUCCUGAUCUCCCUCCAUUUUCCCUGCUGAGCAUGGGGUAACUGUGUGACCAUGGUGGUCACUCAGUUACAAUUGGAACUGUGCUUCCACGGCAAGAAGCUGAGAGGCUUCACCUGCAAGUUGACCAGAUCAGCCAGUGGAUUUCUCCCAGAGACUUCAUUCUCCAUUGCCUCCCAGAUUUUCGUGCCGUUCCUUCUGGCUGGCUUGGGAAUGGUAGCUGCUGGCCUUUUGAUGGAUGUUGUUCAACACUGGGAUGUGUUUCGGACAAUUACCGAAGUGUUUAUCUUGGUUCCUGCCUUGGUUGGCCUGAAGGGUAAUCUUGAGAUGACACUGGCAUCCAGGCUCUCUACUGCUGCUAACACCGGACAGAUGGAUGAUGCCCAGAAGCAAUGGAAAAUGGCCACCUGCAAUUUAGCUCUUAUCCAAGUCCAGGCCACUGUGGUGGGACUGCUGGCUGCUGUUGCUGCUGUGAUCCUGGGGGCCAUCUCUAAGGGCUCUGUGGAGCUGAGCCAGGCUGCUGUGCUGUGUGCCAGCAGCGUGACCACGGCCUUCAUAGCCGCACUGUCACUUGGUCUGGUGAUGAUUGGCGUGAUCAUCGGAGCAAGGAAAGUUGGGAUCAAUCCAGACAAUGUUGCCACACCCAUAGCAGCAAGCCUUGGAGACUUGAUAACCCUUUCCCUGCUGGCAGGAAUCAGCAGUACACUCUUCAAAUACAUAGAUGUGAAAUACCUUUCUCCUCUGAUCUGCGCUGUCUUCAUUGUCAUGAUCCCUCUCUGGAUUGCUAUUGCCAAGCAAAGUCCGUCUCUUGCCGAAGUCCUGAAAUCUGGAUGGCAGCCGGUUAUUGUCGCAAUGAGCAUCAGCAGCAUUGGUGGGCUCAUCCUGGACAAAACUGUAACUGACCCAAACUUUGAAGGCAUGGCAGUUUUCACACCUGUGAUUAACGGUGUUGGAGGGAAUCUGGUCGCCAUCCAGGCCAGCCGAAUUUCUACAUUCCUGCACUUCUGGAGCAUGCCUGGAGUUUUGCCAUACAAGAUGAGACAAAAUUGGCCCAACCCAUGCACCACAUUCUUCUCAUCAGAGGUGAAUUCCAAGUCAGCCCGGGUCCUGUUCCUCCUGGUUAUCCCAGGUCACCUCGUGUUCCUCUACACCAUCCAUCUGCUGCAAGGAGGCCACACGUCUCUGUCCUUCACCUUUGUGAUGUUCUAUCUGACUGCUGCUUUGCUGCAGGUGGGAAUCCUGCUCUAUGUGGCCGACCUAAUUGUGCGUCUGAUGUGGAGGAAGGCUCUGGAUCCGGAUAAUUUCUCCAUCCCCUACCUCACUGCCCUGGGGGAUCUCCUGGGCACUGGAUUCCUGGCCAUCUGUUUCCACCUGGUUUGGCUCAUCCACGGCGCAGACAUGAACCUGGGGAACUGAGAGACCACGCGUUGCUCCGCAUCACUCGUGUGAUGCGGUGCUUUUCUCUGGGACAACGGGGUACUUGGCGAUGAUUGCUGGGUCACCCAGCUGGAUUGGGCCUCCCCUGCCACCCUGACACCUUCCCUCCCCAUCGUGCCUUACAGCUGGGCUCGCCCGCCCCGAGGAAUCAGCACCCACAGAUUGCACCCUGGCAAGUGAGCGAGCCGGUUUUAAGAAGCACCCGCUUCUCACACCUGCACCUGGCAAACAAGGGGCUAAGGAGCAUUUGGGCCAUUGGUAAUGAAUGAGCAUUUUGGUCGGUGGUUUCAGUCCACCUACAGAGCCCUGAGGCUGCUCCAAAGCCUGCCGAGGUCACUGCACCUGAUCCUGCAAGUGGAUGUUGCAGCCCCUCCAUUGGUAACUCUGACUUUCCCUUAAGGGAAAUUCUUUAUUCACCCCUCUUUGCUCCUGCUGAAUCCCUGGAGGAGGAAAGCAACUAGGUCUUUAAACUUGUCUCCUCUCCAUCGGUCAGACAGACGCUCAGGAUCUGAGGCAGUGAGCUGCUGGCUCACACCCAGCAGGAGGUUAUGUAGGGAUACCACCUACCUGCCCUGGCAGCAUCACUGGUUUCUGACCAACAAGCUGGUUUGAUUGCAUUUUGGGGGUAGGAAGGUUUGUUUUUACGGUUUAUGAAAUGCCCAGUAGUUAAAAUGUUUAUGGAAACACACACAUAAAUAAAGUGGGUAAAAAAAAAAGUAAUCCUGUGGAUUUGGGGAUUGUUUUUCUCUUGCUAUGACUCUGCCUGUUUCUAGUUCUAACUUGUCAGGUAGAACUUCUUGCUUCUUUCUCAUCCAUUCAGGGUUGUACAAUGCAAUUUUAAUAGGGCUUCUGGAAAAUCCUUUCCUAACCAGCCUUUUGCUGCCCAUGUUUCAGGUUAAAAUUAAAGCCCAUUCCCUCUCC
Myiozetetes cayanensis is the source of this 5557-nucleotide messenger RNA. It is a transcript of the gene SLC41A3, whose product is annotated as solute carrier family 41 member 3. Gene Ontology annotation, molecular function: monoatomic cation transmembrane transporter activity. The record is from RefSeq and is a predicted model, not a curated record. NCBI's taxonomy places the organism in Eukaryota, Metazoa, Chordata, Aves, Passeriformes, Tyrannidae. Gene Ontology annotation, cellular component: plasma membrane. The transcript is spliced from 10 exons. Bases 3254 to 4615 code for a protein of 453 amino acids. Gene Ontology annotation, biological process: monoatomic cation transport.